This is a messenger RNA of Penicillium manginii, 630 nucleotides long. RefSeq lists its product as uncharacterized. NCBI's taxonomy places the organism in Eukaryota, Fungi, Ascomycota, Eurotiomycetes, Eurotiales, Aspergillaceae. The record is from RefSeq and is a predicted model, not a curated record. The transcript is spliced from 3 exons. Gene Ontology annotation, cellular component: Golgi apparatus. The coding region runs from base 1 to 630 and encodes 209 amino acids.
AUGCCAAUCUGGACAGCAUUCUCUGUGUUUCUGGUUUGGAGGUUGCAACGUGAGAUGGCCUGGAAGACAUUCCGCAAGAUGGAUGCCGAUCUGGUCAUGCAGCAUAAGUAUCGCACUUUCCAGGUGCUGGUGGCUUUCCUCAAGUUCGACGCCAUCUAUAUCCUUGAGUAUUUCGUACGGAUCAUCACGGCAAUUUCCAGCACUGAAGUACAUCCACUUGGAGAUAUCUCUCGCUGGGUCUUUCCAAUGCUCUGGACUAUAUUACCGAUGUCUUUCCUUCUCUUCCUCGCUACGGCAUGUUGCGUUCGACACGAGCACACGUUGAGAACAUUCAUUCUGAUGGCCUUCUAUCUCUGUAUAUUUCUCGUGAUCGGCUGGUUCAUAUUCUAUCUGAAAAAAGCAAGCGGGGGCAAUCUGAGCGUCUCCCUGAAGUUAUCCUUUUAUGGGAUUUCCUCUGCGAGUUUAAUCUUCUGCACUCUGUGUACAGCCGCUAUGUGCUACCGAAACUUCGACCACGGUCUCAAACCGUAUAUAGGCGGAGGCAAGAUGGCGACUCUUCUGGAGGAGAAUUUCGAAAUGGAGACGCUCAGGAAUGAUUCGUCUACGUCUACGUCUAUGGCUGAGGCAUAG